CAGCUCCGGACCGGGACGCAGAAGUCGUAACGAUGUUGAUGCCCAAGAAGAACCGGAUUGCCAUUUAUGAGCUCCUUUUUAAGGAGGGAGUGAUGGUGGCCAAGAAGGAUGUUCACAUGCCCAAACACCCUGAACUGGCAGACAAGAACGUGCUUAAUCUUCACGUCAUGAAAGCCAUGCAGUCUCUCAAAUCACGAGGCUAUGUGAAGGAACAGUUUGCCUGGAGACAUUUCUACUGGUACCUUACCAACGAGGGUAUCCAGUAUCUCCGUGAUUACCUCCACCUGCCCCCCGAGAUCGUGCCGGCCACUUUGCGCCGCAGCCGGCCUGAGACGGGCAGGCCAAGGCCCAAAGGUCUGGAGGGCGAGCGACCCGCAAGACUCACGCGAGGGGAAGCUGACAGAGACACCUCCAGACCGAGCGCUGUGCCUCCUGGUGCCCACAAGAAAGCCGAGGCCGGGGCUGGGUCAGCAACGGAAUUCCAGUUUAGAGGCAGAUUUGGUGGCGGACGUGGUCAUCCCCCUCAGUAAAGUGGGAGCGGUCAUUUGGUAUUGAAUGAGCUUGUGACGAAAAAAGAAUCUUGUGUGCCCGUCUUUGGAUAAUGUAGUCUGAUCAGGAAUGUUUUAGAAGUCAGUGUAAACGGGGCGAGACUGGAUUGGUUGGGGGGAAGUCCCACGGUGGGGGGACAUGAUCAACAAUCUCAGUAAAGUUGGAGCGAUUAUUAGUGUUUGAAUAAACUUUGGAGAGAAAAUGGUCUCAGCAAACUGGGAGCGAUUUUGGUGUUGAAUAAACUUGUG
This is a messenger RNA of Rhinolophus ferrumequinum (greater horseshoe bat), 797 nucleotides long. Its product is annotated as 40S ribosomal protein S10-like. Gene Ontology annotation, molecular function: structural constituent of ribosome; RNA binding. Bases 33 to 530 code for a protein of 165 amino acids. NCBI's taxonomy places the organism in Eukaryota, Metazoa, Chordata, Mammalia, Chiroptera, Rhinolophidae. The transcript has a single exon. Gene Ontology annotation, cellular component: cytosolic small ribosomal subunit. The record is from RefSeq and is a predicted model, not a curated record.